AAAAACCAUAUCUGUGGAAGGGUUCUGACAGUCUGCAGGGGUCAAGAGCUUGGAGACUCACAAGACUCAAUUGAUGCAAAAUUGCAAGGGCUUGUUGCAGAAGAUUUCAUCAAAACUUUUCAAUUAGUUGUAAAAGUAUGGGAACUUGGUCUUUUGUGCUUAGAUGUAAAUUUGAAACUUAUGUUUGGAGGGAGUUUUCUUUUGCAUUAAACGAUAGUCUUCACUUUAGGAGGAAAAAAGGGAAGCUGUACCAUUAGGUAAUCAUAAAACAGGUUUAAUUUCUCAAAACACCAAAAAUUCAUUCAGCUGAAAACUUACUUUCUUAACCUCCUAUGGACAAUUAAAAGUUCCUUUGACUGACUGCCGAGGAAACAAAAACUUCCAAUUUUUUUCUUCUUUCCAAGUUUCGCAAACACUGGAAUUUCGACUAUUUCGGUUUCCGAACCCGUCCAAAGGUUGUUGUUGUUGCGUGACGUAUUAACACGUGAUCAGGGGAAUUGUUUUGGGACGGUACGUCUGGCAGAGUAACCAGACUGAGCUUCGCGAAUUUCAGGAAUCUCCGGAGUGGUGUAUUCUAUCAAAGAUGAUCCAGUCACUUGUCAUGCAUGAAGGAUCCACCAAGAACAAAGAUCCUAACUCAGCGCAACUUUACGGUCAAUGAACGUCGGCUGUAAUGUAUUUGGUCAAUUCAUACCACCAUGUUCUCAAAAACAUUGACUCAAGCUGGGGAGACUCAACAAUUUCAAGCAACUCACGAAGUGGUAAGAGAACACGACGGAGAAAAAUCGAUUCCUCGCAUUCAUUCUCACAGAGUUCACGCAGAAGUAGUCAGACAUAUGCUAGCAGUUCAGAGAGUGGCCUGUACAGUGAAGAACUGGUCAAUUCUGGUUACUAUGGAGAUGAUGAAGUAGACCGCUGCUCUUGUACUAAAUGCGUUAGUGAGGCACUAGCGGUAAAACCCAAGACUGAUAUAGUGGCUGACUAUGACAUUAUUAGUGAAGACUUAAGCGAGUCUACAACUCCCGAGUUACAACUAAGCUGUGUUUCACCCAUAAAGCAAAGUAAUUUUGAUGAUUAUGUGAUCAUUCCUUCGUCUAAAGAGGAGUUCUUUGCUGACGCUUUAGCGCACAGCACUCCUAUCUCGGAGAAAAACAGUCAUGGGUUUGGUGCGAGCAUGAAAUCAACCGCUGUUGCUCAAGUCACCGUCAGCCUUCAAGCCACUGUCAGUCUGCGCUACUCUUGCAAAUUGCUAGAAGAGGAUGAAAGCGAUAGCUCUUUAACAGGGACUGCUGCUUUGCAGAGAGUUACCGGUAAAAAUGAUAGCACAAGUUGUUGGUGGAGAGAGAACAUUGUCUGGCAGUUACAACAGCGAAAUGAUACUCAAACGAAACGGUUUUCACAACUUCAAACCGACAAUCAGAGUUGUCGCGCUAAAGUCAGAAUCAACAGAGAACUAGCUGACUAUUUGAAUAAGUACCCAGACUUGCGACCACAGGCCGAAACAACAUGUAACGUCAUGGUCAAUAUGGAAGUGGACCCUAUUGAGAGAUCAGAACUUUUUCUAGCGAUAAGAAACCAACGGACAGCUAGCGAUGAAACUGGGGAAUAUCCUCGUCCGAGAUCGGACAGCAUCGCGCAUUUGGCAGCCACUUACUUAAAAAGGCAGAGAACUUUAACCGAAAGGAAGCUGACUGAAAGCGAAGGCUCUUACUCACCCGCAUGUGUAAGGUCCCGGAUAAGCAAUCGCGCGGGAAGACGCGAAAGAGUCCCGGGUAAAAAAUGGCGGGAAAGUAUAGUGAAUCAGCUCGAAAUGAGGAACUUUCUAGAAUUUAAGUAUUUCACAGACACCCUCGCGCGCAGAACCAUAUCUCAGUUGAGUAUAUCAGAAAAUUUCCCCCAUCCAAUGAAAGGUGUGGACGAGUAUGACAUCAUCACAGACGACGAAGUGAGUAGCUUGGACUCUAGGAGUACUCUUAUGAACUCGGCCCAUUCCACCUCACAUUCACAGGGCUACUACAGUUCUACAUUCAGCAGUCGGUUUUUUAGCCUUAAACGCGGCAAGCGUAGAUAAGUCUUGUAGCCUAAACUGGCAACCCGCAUUUGAAGUGAAUUAGAUGAACGGACCCCCGAUUAUUGAGUAGCACCUCAAAAUGAAAAUUUACAUAUCGAAGAGAAUCGUAAUGUAUUGUAAACUGAAAGAAGAAUUGGUGUAUAUUAAAAACUAAAUCAUGGAAUUUAAUUUUAAUUGGACCAAACGCUCCCUAGGUCGGUAAAUCAACCGCUGAGCCCGUUUUCAAUUUGGUCAGUGACGCUGCUAGGCAACGUUACGCGUCUGAUGAGCCACAAGUGCACGUGUGGGAUUUAUUAUUGGACUAAAACAAUCGGAAAACUUCGGUUUUUUUCGACAAACAGUGAUUUGCCUACGACAGUACAAUUGUUAGUAAAUGAUACUAAAUGGAAGAGGUUGAACUUUGUAAGUAAAUAGCUGCCUUAAUUUUAUUACAUCACUUUUGUUGAACAGGGCUUCGAAGCUAAGCGAUUGUAUGCAUUAAACCCAAUAUUUAAGCAUGAAA
Pocillopora damicornis (cauliflower coral) is the source of this 2573-nucleotide messenger RNA. RefSeq lists its product as uncharacterized. The record is from RefSeq and is a predicted model, not a curated record. NCBI's taxonomy places the organism in Eukaryota, Metazoa, Cnidaria, Anthozoa, Scleractinia, Pocilloporidae.